Messenger RNA from Camelus dromedarius (Arabian camel), 4470 nucleotides. It is a transcript of the gene CAND1, whose product is annotated as cullin associated and neddylation dissociated 1. NCBI's taxonomy places the organism in Eukaryota, Metazoa, Chordata, Mammalia, Artiodactyla, Camelidae. Bases 370 to 4062 code for a protein of 1230 amino acids. Gene Ontology annotation, cellular component: nucleus. The transcript is spliced from 15 exons. Gene Ontology annotation, biological process: protein ubiquitination; SCF complex assembly. The record is from RefSeq and is a predicted model, not a curated record.
CCCGGAGCGAAGGAGGCGGGUUUUGGCCUCUAGCCCUUAGGAGCGAGUGCGGAGGGAGUGGGAGUGAGACGGGCCCGAGUGGAAGUGUCUGGCUCCCCGAAGAGGCCCCGCUGUACUCCUCGCUGCCCAUGCGCUCGUUCUCCAGCGAGCAGCGCCGUCGUUAGGCCGGUCCCGUCGCCUCUGCUUCCUCCGGAACGGGCCCACGUCUCGCCUGGGAGGGGGCAGCCCGUCGAGGCGCCUCCCUAGUCAGUGUCUGCGUCGCGCUGCGACCCUGGAAGCGGGAGCCGCCGCGAGCGAGAGGAGGAGCCCCGGCGGCGGCAGCGGGCGGCAGCACCAGCAGCGCCAGCGGGCGGGACCGAGGCCGUCAACAUGGCGAGCGCCUCGUACCACAUUUCCAAUUUGCUGGAAAAAAUGACAUCCAGCGACAAGGACUUCAGGUUUAUGGCUACAAAUGAUUUGAUGACAGAACUGCAGAAAGAUUCCAUCAAGUUGGAUGAUGAUAGCGAAAGGAAGGUAGUAAAAAUGAUUUUGAAGUUACUGGAAGAUAAAAAUGGAGAGGUACAGAAUUUAGCUGUCAAAUGUCUUGGCCCUUUAGUGAGUAAAGUGAAAGAAUACCAAGUAGAGACAAUUGUAGAUACCCUCUGCACUAACAUGCUUUCUGAUAAAGAACAGCUUCGAGAUAUUUCAAGUAUUGGCCUUAAAACAGUAAUUGGAGAACUUCCUCCAGCAUCCAGUGGCUCUGCAUUAGCUGCUAAUGUAUGUAAAAAGAUUACUGGGCGUCUUACCAGUGCAAUAGCAAAGCAGGAAGAUGUCUCUGUUCAGCUAGAAGCCUUGGAUAUUAUGGCUGAUAUGUUGAGCAGGCAAGGAGGACUUCUUGUUAAUUUCCAUCCUUCAAUUCUGACCUGUCUGCUCCCCCAGUUGACCAGCCCUAGACUUGCAGUGAGGAAAAGAACCAUUAUUGCUCUUGGCCAUCUGGUUAUGAGCUGUGGAAAUAUAGUUUUUGUAGAUCUUAUUGAACAUCUAUUGUCAGAGUUGUCCAAAAAUGAUUCCAUGUCAACAACAAGAACCUACAUACAGUGUAUUGCCGCUAUUAGUAGGCAAGCUGGUCAUAGAAUAGGUGAAUACCUUGAGAAGAUAAUUCCUUUGGUGGUAAAAUUUUGUAAUGUAGAUGACGAUGAAUUAAGAGAGUACUGCAUUCAAGCCUUUGAAUCAUUUGUGAGAAGAUGUCCUAAAGAAGUAUAUCCUCAUGUUUCUACCAUUAUAAAUAUAUGUCUUAAAUAUCUUACCUAUGAUCCAAAUUAUAAUUAUGAUGAUGAAGAUGAAGAUGAAAAUGCCAUGGAUGCAGAUGGUGGUGAUGAUGAUGACCAAGGGAGUGAUGAUGAAUACAGUGACGAUGAUGACAUGAGCUGGAAAGUAAGACGUGCAGCUGCUAAGUGCUUGGAUGCCGUGGUUAGCACAAGGCAUGAAAUGCUUCCAGAAUUCUACAAGACCGUCUCUCCUGCACUGAUAUCCAGAUUUAAAGAGCGUGAAGAGAAUGUAAAGGCAGAUGUUUUUCAUGCAUACCUUUCUCUUUUGAAGCAAACUCGUCCUGUGCAAAGUUGGCUGUGUGACCCUGACGCAAUGGAACAGGGAGAAACACCUUUAACAAUGCUUCAGAGUCAGGUUCCCAACAUUGUCAAAGCUCUGCACAAACAGAUGAAAGAGAAAAGUGUGAAGACCCGACAGUGUUGUUUUAACAUGUUAACAGAACUGGUAAAUGUAUUACCGGGGGCCCUAACACAACACAUUCCUGUACUUGUACCAGGAAUCAUUUUCUCACUGAAUGAUAAAUCAAGCUCAUCAAAUUUGAAGAUUGAUGCUUUGUCCUGUCUGUAUGUAAUCCUCUGUAACCACUCUCCUCAAGUCUUCCAUCCUCAUGUUCAAGCUUUGGUCCCUCCAGUGGUGGCUUGUGUUGGAGACCCAUUUUACAAGAUUACAUCCGAAGCACUUCUUGUUACUCAACAGCUUGUCAAAGUAAUUCGUCCUUUAGAUCAGCCUUCCUCGUUUGAUGCAACUCCUUAUAUCAAAGACCUAUUUACCUGUACCAUUAAGAGGUUAAAAGCAGCGGACAUUGAUCAGGAAGUCAAGGAAAGGGCCAUUUCCUGUAUGGGACAAAUUAUUUGCAACCUGGGAGACAAUUUGGGUUCUGACUUGCCUAAUACACUUCAGAUUUUCUUGGAGAGGCUAAAGAAUGAGAUUACCCGGUUAACUACAGUGAAGGCUUUGACAUUGAUUGCUGGGUCGCCUUUGAAGAUAGAUUUGAGGCCUGUCCUGGGAGAAGGGGUUCCUAUUCUUGCUUCAUUUCUCAGGAAAAACCAGAGAGCUUUAAAACUGGGUACACUUUCUGCUCUAGAUAUCCUAAUUAAAAACUAUAGUGACAGCUUGACAGCUGCCAUGAUUGAUGCAGUUCUAGAUGAGCUCCCGCCUCUUAUCAGUGAAAGUGAUAUGCAUGUUUCACAGAUGGCUAUCAGUUUUCUUACCACACUGGCAAAAGUGUAUCCCUCCUCCCUUUCAAAGAUAAGUGGAUCCAUUCUCAAUGAACUUAUUGGACUUGUUAGAUCACCUUUAUUGCAGGGGGGAGCUCUUAGCGCCAUGCUAGACUUUUUCCAAGCUCUGGUUGUCACUGGAACAAAUAAUCUAGGAUACAUGGAUUUGUUGCGUAUGCUGACCGGUCCAGUUUAUUCUCAGAGCACAGCUCUUACUCAUAAGCAGUCUUAUUAUUCCAUUGCCAAAUGCGUAGCCGCUCUUACUCGAGCAUGCCCUAAAGAAGGACCAGCUGUAGUAGGUCAGUUUAUUCAAGAUGUCAAGAACUCAAGGUCUACAGAUUCUAUUCGCCUCUUAGCUCUGCUUUCUCUUGGAGAAGUUGGGCAUCAUAUUGACUUAAGUGGGCAGCUGGAACUAAAAUCUGUGAUAUUAGAAGCCUUCUCAUCUCCUAGUGAAGAAGUCAAAUCAGCUGCAUCCUAUGCAUUAGGCAGCAUUAGUGUGGGCAACCUUCCUGAAUAUCUACCAUUUGUCUUACAAGAAAUAACCAGUCAACCCAAAAGGCAGUAUCUUCUGCUUCAUUCCUUGAAGGAAAUUAUUAGCUCUGCAUCAGUGGUGGGCCUUAAACCGUAUGUUGAAAACAUCUGGGCCUUAUUGCUAAAGCACUGUGAGUGUGCAGAAGAAGGAACCAGAAAUGUUGUUGCUGAAUGUCUAGGCAAACUCACUCUAAUUGAUCCAGAAACUCUCCUUCCGCGGCUUAAGAGUUACUUAAUAUCAGGUUCAUCAUAUGCCCGAAGCUCAGUGGUUACAGCUGUGAAGUUUACUAUUUCUGAUCAUCCACAACCUAUUGAUCCACUAUUAAAGAACUGCAUAGGUGAUUUCCUAAAAACAUUGGAAGACCCAGAUUUGAAUGUAAGAAGAGUAGCCUUGGUCACAUUCAACUCAGCAGCACAUAAUAAGCCAUCGUUAAUAAGGGAUCUUCUAGAUACUGUUCUUCCACAUCUUUAUAAUGAAACAAAAGUUAGAAAGGAGCUUAUAAGAGAGGUAGAAAUGGGUCCAUUUAAACAUACAGUUGAUGACGGCCUGGAUAUUAGAAAGGCAGCCUUUGAGUGUAUGUACACACUUCUAGACAGUUGUCUGGAUAGACUUGAUAUCUUUGAAUUUCUAAAUCAUGUUGAAGAUGGUUUGAAGGAUCAUUAUGAUAUUAAGAUGCUAACAUUUUUAAUGUUAGUGAGGCUCUCUACCCUUUGUCCAAGUGCCGUCCUACAGAGGUUGGACCGACUUGUUGAGCCAUUACGUGCCACAUGUACAACUAAGGUAAAAGCAAACUCAGUAAAGCAGGAGUUUGAAAAGCAAGAUGAACUAAAGCGAUCUGCCAUGAGAGCAGUAGCAGCACUGCUUACCAUUCCAGAAGCAGAGAAGAGUCCACUAAUGAGUGAAUUCCAGUCACAGAUCAGUUCUAACCCUGAGCUGGCAGCCAUCUUCGAAAGUAUCCAAAAAGAUUCAUCAUCCACUAACUUGGAAUCAAUGGACACUAGUUAGAUGUUUGUUCAACGUGGGGACCAUUACAUUGACCAUACAAUGCACUGAAUUGACAGGUUAAUCAUAAGACAUGGAAAGAGAAGUGUCUAAAAGCUUCAAAAUGUUCCACUUUUUUUUUUUUCCCUUCAUGGAGACAGUUUGGCUUUCUUCCAUUGUUGUUUGGUAGCAUUUAUUUCAGAAAUAUGUAUUUCCAUAAUCCAGAGGUUGUAAGACCACUAAUGUUUUAGUGGUUAAGGCAGCAUUUAAAAUGGAAACUAAAAGCUAGGAUUUAUGGAGUAUGGCGAUAGGGUCCAGUAUCUAUUUACCCUGUAAUGUGUAGGAUUAAAAUGUUAAAAUUUUGUGACCAUGAAUUUCUUUCUUUUAUAAAUUUUCUCUUAUUUAAAAAUCAAAAAUUCUGCAAGACAAAAA